Molecule: messenger RNA, 2473 nt
Organism: Ictalurus punctatus (channel catfish)
Lineage: Eukaryota; Metazoa; Chordata; Actinopteri; Siluriformes; Ictaluridae
Gene: abi1a
Product: abl-interactor 1a
Exons: 12
Coding region: 19-1542 (507 amino acids)
Cellular component (GO): intracellular anatomical structure; lamellipodium
Molecular function (GO): SH3 domain binding
Source: RefSeq, a predicted model, not a curated record
UAUGCGGAGACAUGUAAGAUGGCAGAGCUGCAGAUGUUGUUAGAGGAAGAGAUUCCUGCCGGGAAGAGCGCUCUGUUGGAGAGUUACCAGAACCUGAGCAGGGUCGCGGAUUACUGCGAGAACAACUAUGUCCAGGCGCAGGAUAAGAGGAAGGCGCUGGAGGAGACCAAAGCGUACGCGACCCAGUCUCUGGCCAGCGUCGCCUACCAGAUCAACGCCUUAGCCAACAAUGUUCUACAGCUGCUGGACAUCCAGGCCUCGCAGCUCCGCCGCAUGGAGUCCUCCAUCAACCACAUCUCACAGACAGUGGACAUCCAUAAGGAGAAGGUGGCCAGGCGAGAGAUCGGCAUCCUGACCACUAACAAGAACACGACCAGGACGCAUAAGAUCAUCGCUCCAGCCAACAUAGAGAGGCCGGUGAGGUACAUCCGAAAACCGAUCGAUUACACCAUGUUGGACGACGUGGGGCACGGAGUUAAGUGGCUAAAAGCCAAGCAACAUGGAAACAACCAAUCAGUCAGAGGAGGAACGCUAUCGAGGACCAAUCCGCCGACACAGAAGCCACCCAGUCCGCCCAUGGCAGGGCGUGGCACUCUGGGGCGUAACACUUCGUAUAAAACUCUUGAGCCAGUAAAACCUCCCACAGUGCCUAACGACUACAUGACCAGCCCCGCUCGCCUCGGGACGCACAGCCCGGGACGCACGGCCUCGCUCAGCCAAAGACCAAGAACCCACAGUGGUAGCAGUGGGGGUAGUGGCAGUCGUGAGAACAGCGGAGGCAGCAGUAUUGGCAUUCCCAUCGCCGUGCCGACUCCCUCCAUCCCUAACUCUGGCCCAGUUCCUUCAAUGUUUGCUCCGCCCCCACCUCCGCCUCCACCCAUGUUUGGGGCCCCAAUGGCUAUAGGGCUCGGUCCAGCCCCCGUCUCUCAGUUCGGCACGGUAUCGCGACAGAUGUCCCGCCACAACUCCACCACGUCGUCAAUGUCCACGGUUUCAGCCACGGGGACGUACCGGCGCGCGCCGUCUCUCUCCUCUCAGCUCCCUCUGCAGCACACUAACGUCAACGGUGCUGCUCCGGCCGCCUUUACGCACAACUCAAUGUCUGUUGCUCCCCCGCCUCCCCCCAUGCUCAUUCCACAGAUUCCCCUCACCGGCUUUGUGGCCCGGGUGCAGGAAAACAUCGCCGACACCCCGACUCCACCCCCUCCGCCGCCGCCUGACGACGUGCCCAUCUUCGACGAGGCUCCGCCCCCUCCACCUCCACCUCCUGUGGACUACGAGGAGGAGGAAGCGGCCGUGGUGCAGUACAGUGACCCGUACGCCGACGGAGACCCCCAGUGGGCCCCUAAAAACUACAUCGAGAAAGUGGUGGCCAUCUACGACUACACCAAGGACAAAGACGACGAGCUGAGCUUCACCGAAGGCGCCAUCAUCUACAUCAUCAAGAAGAACGACGACGGCUGGUUCGAGGGAGUGUCCAGCGGGGUCACCGGCCUCUUCCCCGGCAACUACGUCGAACCCAUCAUGCACUACGCUGACUGACCAGGCCGGGAGUAGCUCUAUAAGACGCGUACACGAGUGUGUGUUAGGGGGUGAGCGGGCGCCGGCUCCUGGGCUCGGAGUGUAUGAGGGAGCGGAGAGAGACGGCGUGGUCUGUAAAUACGAUGAGUCGGGCGUUUUUAGUAUUUUUUUACAGCGAAUGUUUGAUCACGUCGCGAUGCAAAAAGUCUGCGAUUUGAAAUUUGAACCCAGUCCGAGGUGUUUAUGAUGAACAUGUACGAGACCGAGUUCUAGACUAUACAUUAUAGAUAACACUGAUCUAACACGGCAGUAAGUCUGAAAUGUGAUUCCGAUCCUGACAUGAAGCAUGCCUACGACUUUUAUAUGUAUAGAAACGUCGAGAUUUAAUUCAAACAAAAAAUUAUGUUUUGGGGAUUUUUUUUUUUUUUUUUUUUCCCGUCCUGAUACUUGAAGGUAUUAAUGGACGUCUUACAUUUGAUUUUAAUACUUCGAUAUUAUCCGAUCGAUCCCUCUGAUCCCGAUCCUUUUCUUUUUCUUUUUAAAUACAGAACAGUGAUUGAUUUUUCUUCUCUCUGCACGAUGAACAGAACCGGAGCUGUAGAUUGCUUACGCUGUAGACUCUAAAGUUACGAAAAGUGUGUUAAUCAGUAUACAAUCCAAACCUGCCGGUGAUCGGCCAGAUAAUAACUGCCAAGGGAUUUCGGAGAACUGGUUCGUAAUCAAAAGCCAGGGAAAUAUCGACAAUAAAUUUUGUAAAUGUCUGUGAAGAUCACCGGUUUUCCUCUGAUCCAUUCGUUCACGUCAUUAACGUCACCGUGUCCAGAAUUGUCCACGGGAUGCUGUGACUCGACUCCUUCCCAAAUCUAACCCCAGGACCAGAGGGUUUAUUGUAUUAUGUUUUUUUUUGUUUGUUUGUUUUGAAAUAAACCCAUCCCAGGUAUUUUCAACUGCA